AUGGAGGAGGAUUUCCGGUUUCAGUUUCACCUGGUGGAGGAGGAUUUCCGGUUACCAAGUAGAAGAGAAAUCCCGGUAGCAGAUUACCCGGAUGACGGAGGAUAUCUGGUUAUAGUUUCACCAGUUGGGGAAGGACUUCGGUUACAGCUUCACCAGGUGGAGGAGGAUUUCCGGUUACAGUUUCACCAGAUGGAGGAGGAUUCCGGGAAACAGUUUCACCAGGUGGAAGAGGAUUCCCGGUUACAGUUUCACCAGGUGGAGGAGGAUUCCCAAAAACAGUUUCACCAGGUGGAGGAGGAUUUCCGGUUACAGUUUCACAAGAUGGAGGAGGAUUCCCGGAAACAGUUUCACCAGGUGGAGGAGGAUUUCCGGUUACAGUUUCACCAGGUGGAGGAGGAUUCCCGGUUACAGUUUCACCAGAUGGAGGAGGAUUCCCGGAAACAGUUUCACCAGGUGGAGGAGGAUUCCCGGAAACAGUUUCACCAGGUGGAGGAGGAUUUCCAGUUACAGUUUCACCAGAUGGAGGAGGAUUCCCGGAAACAGUUUCACCAGGUGGAGGAGGAUUUCCGGUUACAGUUUCACCAGAUGGAGGAGGAUUCCCGGAAACAGUUUCACCAGGUGGAGGAGGAUUCCCGGUUACAGUUUCACCAGGUGGAGGAGGAUUUCCGGUUACAGUUUCACCAGGUGGAGGAGGAUUCCCGGAAACAGUUUCACCAGGUGGAGGAGGAUUUCCGGUUACAGUUUCACCAGAUGGAGGAGGAUUCCCGGUUACAGUUUCACCAGGUGGAGGAGGAUUCCCGGAAACAGUUUCACCAGGUGGAGGAGGAUUUCCGGUUACAGUUUCACCAGGUGGAGGAGGAUUCCCGGAAACAGUUUCACCAGGUGGAGGAGGAUUCCCGGUAA
Molecule: messenger RNA, 903 nt
Organism: Mya arenaria
Lineage: Eukaryota; Metazoa; Mollusca; Bivalvia; Myida; Myidae
Product: sex-determining region Y protein-like
Exons: 3
Coding region: 1-903 (300 amino acids)
Source: RefSeq, a predicted model, not a curated record